Molecule: messenger RNA, 4685 nt
Organism: Alligator mississippiensis (American alligator)
Lineage: Eukaryota; Metazoa; Chordata; Crocodylia; Alligatoridae
Gene: ROR1
Product: receptor tyrosine kinase like orphan receptor 1
Exons: 9
Coding region: 70-2865 (931 amino acids)
Biological process (GO): cell surface receptor protein tyrosine kinase signaling pathway; positive regulation of canonical NF-kappaB signal transduction; protein phosphorylation
Cellular component (GO): signaling receptor complex
Molecular function (GO): protein kinase activity; ATP binding; protein binding
Source: RefSeq, a predicted model, not a curated record
GCGCGGCGCUGCGAGCGGAGCCGGCGCUGCGCUGCCCGCGGGUGGUGCCGGAGCGAGCGGGGCCCGGGGAUGCAGCGGCGGCGGCGGGCGGGCGGCUGCGCGCGGAGCCUCUGGCUGCUGCUGCCGCUGCUCGCGGCGGCCCAAGAAACAAAUUUGACAGUCACUGUGGAUUUCACACCAACAUCAUCAUGGAACACUUCAACUGACUUAGACAAAGAUUACUUCCUGACACUUGAUGAGCCUAUGAAUAACAUAACCACCACUCUUGGCCAGACGGCAGAACUGCAUUGUAAAGUCUCCGGCAAUCCUUCUCCAACUGUACGCUGGUUGAAAAAUGAUGCACCAGUGGUUCAAGAACCCCGAAGGAUAUCUUUCCGUGCAACAAGCUAUGGGUCUCGAUUACGAAUAAGAAACCUUGACACUACAGAUACAGGCUACUUUCAGUGUGUUGCAACAAACGGCAAGAAGACUGUUUCCACGACUGGUGUUUUGUUUGUGAAAUUCGGUCCUCCACCAACAGCAAGUCCAGGAUCAUCAGACGAGUAUGAAGAGGAUGGUUUCUGCCAGCCAUACAGAGGAAUUGCUUGUGCAAGGUUUAUUGGGAAUCGAACAAUUUAUAUGGAGUCUUUACAUAUGCAAGGUGAAAUAGAAAAUCAAAUUACAGCUGCCUUCACCAUGAUUGGCACUUCCAGUCAUUUAUCUGAUAAGUGCUCCCAGUUUGCUAUUCCUUCGCUGUGCCACUAUGCUUUCCCUUACUGCGAUGAGACCUCAUCAGCUCCAAAGCCCCGGGAUCUAUGCCGUGAUGAAUGUGAAAUCCUGGAAAAUGUUCUGUGUCAAACAGAGUAUAUUUUUGCUAGAUCUAAUCCAAUGAUUCUUAUGAGAUUAAAGCUGCCAAACUGCGAAGAUCUUCCCCAGCCAGAUAGCCCAGAAGCUGUGAAUUGUAUCCGGAUUGGAAUUCCUAUGGCAGAUCCUAUAAAUAAAAAUCACAAAUGUUACAACAGCACUGGAGUAGAUUACCGAGGAACUGCGAGUGUGACCAAGUCCGGACGGCAGUGCCAGCCAUGGAAUUCCCAGUAUCCGCACACACACACUUUCACCGCUGUCAGAUACCCAGAGCUCAAUGGGGGCCAUUCUUACUGCCGCAAUCCCGGGAAUCAGAAAGAAGCCCCGUGGUGUUUUACCUUAGAUGAAAACUUUAAGUCUGAGCUUUGUGACAUCCCAGCAUGUGAUUCUAAGGACUCGAAAGAGAAGAAUAAAAUGGAAAUCCUAUACAUACUGGUGCCAAGUGUUACCAUUCCCCUGGCUAUAGCCCUGCUAUUCUUCUUCAUCUGCAUCUGCCGUAACAAUCAGAAGUCUUCCUCUCCUCCAGUCCAAAGACAACCCAAACACGUCAGAGGGCAAAAUGUAGAGAUGUCAAUGCUAAGUGCAUACAAACCAAAGAGCAAAGCUAAGGAAUUGCCACUUUCUGCUGUUCGAUUUAUGGAAGAACUGGGUGAAUGUGCUUUGGGCAAAAUCUACAAGGGGCAUCUCUAUCUUCCUGGCAUGGACCAUGCUCAGCUUGUUGCUAUCAAGACACUAAAAGACUUUAACAAUCCACAGCAGUGGGCAGAGUUCCAACAGGAGGCAUCUCUGAUGGCAGAACUUCAUCAUCCUAACAUUGUCUGUCUCCUAGGUGUUGUGACUCAGGAACAACCAAUCUGCAUGCUUUUUGAAUACAUGAACCAGGGGGACCUUCAUGAAUUUCUUAUCAUGAGAUCGCCACACUCAGAUGUUGGAUGUAGCAGUGAUGAAGAUGGAACUGUAAAAUCCAGUCUGGAUCAUGGGGAUUUCCUGCAUAUUGCAGUUCAAAUUGCAGCAGGAAUGGAAUAUUUAUCAAGUCAUUUUUUUGUCCAUAAAGACCUUGCUGCUCGCAACAUUUUAAUUGGAGAGCAACUUCAUGUGAAAAUUUCGGACCUUGGACUAUCAAGAGAAAUCUAUUCAGCAGAUUAUUACCGAGUUCAAAAUAAGUCCCUCUUGCCAAUUCGUUGGAUGCCUCCAGAAGCAAUUAUGUAUGGCAAAUUCUCUUCUGAUUCAGAUAUUUGGUCCUUUGGUGUUGUCUUAUGGGAAAUUUUCAGCUUUGGACUUCAGCCAUAUUAUGGGUUUAGUAAUCAAGAAGUCAUAGAGAUGAUCAGGAAACGGCAACUGUUACCAUGCUCUGAAGACUGUCCUCCCAGAAUGUAUAACAUGAUGACAGAGUGUUGGCAUGAUCUUCCAUCUCGGAGACCAAGAUUUAAAGAAAUCCAUGCCAGGCUGCGUUCUUGGGAGGGUCUUUCAAGUCACACUAGUUCCACGACUCCUUCUGGUGGAAAUGCCACCACUCAAACAACUUCACUCAGUGCAAGUCCAGUUAGUAACCUAAGUAAUCCUAGAUACCCUAAUUACAUGUUUCCAGCUCAGGGUAUACCACAAGGCCAAAUUGCUGGGUUCAUUGGACCACCCAUACCUCAAAACCAACGAUAUAUUCCAAUUAAUGGAUACCCAAUUCCUCCAGGAUAUGCCGCUUUUCCAGCUGCCCAUUAUCAACCACAAGGUCCACCCAGGGUUAUUCAGCACUGCCCACCUCCAAAGAGUCGUUCUCCGAGCAGUGCAAGUGGAUCAACUAGCACUGGUCAUGUGACUAGCUUGCCAUCUUCAGGAUCCAAUCAGGAAGCAAAUAUUCCUUUGCUAUCUCAUAUGUCAAUUCCAAGUCAUCCAAGUGGAAUUGGUAUAACAGUUUUUGGAAACAAAAGUCAAAAACCAUACAAAAUUGACUCAAAGCAGUCAUCUUUAUUAGGAGACUCCAAUAUUCAUGGACCUAAUGAAUCUAUGAUUUCAGCAGAGUUGUAAAUAAGUGAGGCCUUUGUAAAUAUAACUAUUUACAAUACAAACUAGAAAGACGUAGUAAAGAUUUAUAUUCAAAUAUUUUAUUAAAGAUUCUUAUGGUUGUUUAGACAUUUGCAACAAGUAUCUUCUGUGAAGUUUAACUGUGUUUAACAGGAUAGGCAAACACCGACCAGACAAAAAGCAUUGUGGUGUGGACACUGAACGUCAUGGAUGAACACAUCGUUCCUCCAAGUACCAAAACAAAUCUUAAUCCAAACGGAAAAAAAAGUUUUAAAAAAGUUAUCACACACCUAUUACAUCUCUUUAACUAUGUGAUAUGGUGCAAGUCACAGCAACUUUAUUAUUUGGAAACAUACUUUGUUUUUGGUCGCUUUUAGGAGAUGUAAACUAUUCAGAGAUUUAUUGGAUGUGCAAUUCCAAUAUCUAGUUUAAACGCUUAUAGAUUUUACAGCCAAGAAUGUUGUUUCAAAUAUGUGAUCCCAUGGCUGGAUAAAUUACUUCAGGUAGGAUUUUACUUUUUAUAUUAAGGUGGGAGUCUGAGUUCAGAUUCAAACCAAAAUAAUUGAAUAUUUUUUUCUAUUACUGCAUAAAAUGUAGUCAUGGCAUACAGCAGCAUGAGUUAUCAACUCACAGGCUGCUAAAAUAAUUUGGCAAUGUCUGAUAAAACUAGUUGGAGUUACAAGAAAUUGCCUUAAAGGAAGUUAAAUUUUUUACUUUCUGAAUGUGAAUUGACUGAUGAAGUUUGCAUUUGAUAAUUUUUUAUAUAUGUAGCUAAAAUAAAAUUUUGUUUCCUUUUGUUGCUAUGCAACUGUUUUAUGAAAAAGUUCCAAACAAUAAUUUUAAAGAAGACAAUCAAUUUUCCCAGGAGUAUUUAUUGUGUCAUAUAGGUAUAUAAUUUCAAUGACUGUGGCCAGGUAGACAUUAGACUUUUAUAGGUGUAAGUGAUCGGAAACUGGUCUUAUACCUGUAACAGCAAAAGUUAGGCACACAUAGACAAGUUUAAAAAUGGUGGAACCCAGUCUAAGAUUUUCCCCUCCCCCACCAAAGGGCAAAUGUGUAUUCUUUUCGCUACUGAUCUAAACUACGCUGUUCGCAGAAAACUGCGUAACUUAGAUUGAUUCCACCUUGGGCUUUUUGAAUGUCUGUACCUAGCCUAUGACUCCAGGAGCCCCCCAGAAAGGGAAAUCUGCAUUCCAUCAGGCAGCAAAGACAUGGUGGCAACUUUGCCUAUCAGUUCAAAUAAUGUGAAUUAGAAUGAACUCUUUUAGAACUACGACAUUUGUAAUAUUAUUAAAAGUCAUUCAGGUAUAAUCAGUCUAGAUUAUUCAUUUUAAAACCACUUUAAUGAUUUACAAAAGUACUUUGUACAUUACAACUUCUCAGAAACUCUUUUUUUGUAUUAAAUCAUAUUUUUUACGUACACACAAUGAAAACAAUCUUUUCCUCAUUUGAUAAUGUUGUAUAGUAUGACUGCCUUUUCAAAUUUUUUUGCACAAAAGUGUGUUAAUGUUUUGUACAGCAGAAGUGAAAAUACAUCUCUGCAUUUUAUAUCUUGGUCUGUUUCUUUUUGGUUUUUUUAUACCUGAUGUAGAUGUUUUUUAAAUAUAUUAUGGUGAUAUUCAGCCACUACCUUAUACUUAUAUUCUUUUUGUUUUCACUGCAUGCAUUUAAUCACUGUAUUACUUGAUGAUUGAUUUAUACGUAUGGGCAUUUCAAUUAGGCAAGCAUGAAAAUGUAAUAACAAAGGCUAUUUUAUAAUGAAGAUACAUGCAUUUUUUUGUAUUUCACACAUCAGAGAUUUAUAUUAAACACUGAUUAUUUUA